Triticum turgidum subsp. durum (durum wheat) is the source of this 912-nucleotide messenger RNA. The record is from the annotation of a GenBank genome assembly. NCBI's taxonomy places the organism in Eukaryota, Viridiplantae, Streptophyta, Magnoliopsida, Poales, Poaceae.
AUGGGCCAUGACACAGACACAAGUGAGGGUUGGCAGGAGGUGCUACUGCGGCGCGGCCCGCAUCGUUCGACUUCGUCGCCAUCCUCGAUGAUGGCUCCUCGUCCUCCUCGUCCCAUCCCUGGUUGGCUCCAUGGUAGAUGCUGUAGAUGCCUUGCUUAUGGGCAUCGUGCGGUUGUUUGCAGAGAUCCGUUGCGGUGCUCUCGUUGUUUGGAGAAUGGUCAUCGUGCGCGUGAAUGUCGCAACCCCCGGCGUCCUCUGAGCUCAUUAUCAUGCCUUGAUGUGCCGCAUGUGUCCCGCCUCGGCACCGUGCAUCGUGUUGCUCCUGCUUCAUGUGAGGGUUCGGUGAGAUCCACACCCCCUUCGAAGGCACUUCACCGUGGGUCUUGGGCAUCUGUUGUCUCUGUUGCUGCUGGCUCGGCAACCCCGUCCGAGCUGAUGUUGCAGUCCGCACUGGCUGAUCAGACUGCACUAUUGCAAGGUUGUGUGGCGCGGGUUGAGAGCUUUCUGGAGCGAGCGGAGGUUGCUCUGGGUAGACUAUCCCUUGUGCCGGCUCUGUUGCAGACCACUCUGACGUCACAUUCUCCUUGUGUGGCCGGUGUUUGCUCCGUGGAAGACAGGGGUGAGGAGUUGUAUGGCUCUUUCUCCCCUCGUGUUGGAGUCCAUUCAUCGUCGGUGCCUACCUCCCCUCCUAUGGUGUCUUCCACUGAGGGCGAGUCCAUCGCCGUGCUUGUGACUCCGGUGCUGCAGAUCAUGCCUGAGCUUAGGGAGCUAUGCCUAAGUCUAUCAGUGGAGCAUACGAAGGUGGACAUGUCGGCGGCCUCGAUUGAAGGACAAGUUUCGCCUCUGUCAAGUGAGCAGUUGGAGGUUUCUUUGGUUGAUGAUGCUAAAGGGAAGGCAGCUGCAAUUUCAUGA